This is a messenger RNA of Ailuropoda melanoleuca (giant panda), 8785 nucleotides long. It is a transcript of the gene N4BP2, whose product is annotated as NEDD4 binding protein 2. The record is from RefSeq and is a predicted model, not a curated record. Gene Ontology annotation, molecular function: ubiquitin binding; endonuclease activity. Bases 698 to 6019 code for a protein of 1773 amino acids. NCBI's taxonomy places the organism in Eukaryota, Metazoa, Chordata, Mammalia, Carnivora, Ursidae. The transcript is spliced from 19 exons. Gene Ontology annotation, cellular component: nucleus.
UGAACUGAGCCGAAGGCAUAUGCUUAAUGACUGAGCCACCCAGGUGCCCCUGAUUUUGAACGUUUUUAAAAAAUAUUUACCAUGCCAGGCAAUGAAUAAGACAGAAGUCAUUAUCGGCCUCAUCAUUAUAGUAAUAAAAGUGCCUACCACAUAUCUGUUUGUAUAUGUGCGUGUGUAUAUAUAUAUAUUAUAUAUUUGUGUGUGUAUAUAUGCAUGUAUGCCAGGCACUGUUUUAAGCACUGUACAUUUGCUGUAAUUAAUUGUAAUUAAUUAAUUUUCACAGUUUUAUGAGAUUUGCACUAUUAUUGGUACUAUUUAACAGAUGAGGAAACAGACAAUAUGAGAAAUGUGAAGAAAGUUGUCCCAACAUCAGCCAACUGUAUUUGGCAGAGCCAGGAUUCAGUCAAUUCUGGAUCUUUAUGACCCCAAACCUUACUUUAAACAUAUUCUUCUUGUGGCUGUCUGAAACAGAACUUUAGUUAUCAGUAAGAAGACAUGUUGGAUAACAGGAAGAGCUGUAGAGUUUGCAGAUAUCAAUUGUGGCCUUAAUAAGCAUGUUCUUAGCAUCAAUGUGAGACAGAUGGUCCUAUUACUGCUGGAUUGUGCAAGAUAUUUAACCGUGUUUUCUUUGAGGUAUGACUUAAAUAUCAAACAUCUUAAAUAAGAAAAGGGAAACAUUUUAGUUUUGGAAGUCAGAAUGCCAAGGAGAAGGAAAAAUCUUGGGGGAAAUCCUUUUCGGAAGACUGCAAGCUCUAAGGAAGUUGUCGUAUCCGGUGUUGCUAGUCAUGAGGAGCCAACUACUACUCUUCCUUCCAUGUGUGAGACAAAAGUUGAUCAGGAGGAACUCUUCACCAGUAUCUCAGAGAUGUUUUCUGAUCUGGAUCCUGAUGUAGUGUAUUUGAUGCUUUCUGAAUGUGAUUUCAAAGUUGAAAAUGCAAUGGAUUGUCUAUUAGAAUUAUCUGCCACUGAUGCCAAGGUAGAAGAAUCGUCUUCAAAAAGCUUUGCUGCUUCUGAGAACCAAGUAAGUUCUGUGGGACGUGAAAUAAUGGAAAAGUAUCCUCCUGAGGAAGAGAGUGAAGAUUCAAAAAUGGAUUCAUUUUUGGACAUGCAGCUAACCGAAGACUUGGAUUCUUUAAUACAGAACGCUUUUGAGAAACUGAACUCUUCUUCUGAUGACCAAGUAUACUCAUUUUUGCCUUUGCAAGGUGUAAAUAGUUUUAGUGACCCGAGUGCAUUUAUAAAUUCCGAUUCAAGUAGUAUGACUCCCAUUCUUUCUACACAAAAUAUGGAUUUGAACAGUGAAAAUUUAGAGAAUUCUGCCUCUGCGUUAAAUUCAAACACCUUUAUUUCACAUUCUGUUUCUGAUGAGUCCAGAAGUUUUAUAAAGGAUGACACAUUGGCAUUGGAAGAUUCUCUUCUCAGUAGUUCUUUGAAUGUAGCAAAUGACACUGUGGUGGGUGGUAGCAAUCUCAGUCAAAGACAGAAAGAGCUUUUAGAAUCUGAGUGUGUUGAGACUCCGUUCUCUCCAGCCCCUGUAGAUUUGGAUGCCAGCGAACCUCAGGCUCCUUUAAGCCUUACUGUGCAAAAUCUGGGGCUUGAUUUACUAGGUACAAGUGGGGAUCAGAAAUCUACUUCUGUCCCUGAUGUGUUUGUACCUUCUGAAGAAUUCGGUUUCAAGCCACACAAACAUACUGAACUGCCAUCAAAGGGGAAAGAUGUGAAUUACUGCCCUGUACUUACCCCUCUCCCUCUACUGCUGCCGCCUCCUCCGCCUCCACCAAUGUGGAAUCCAGUGAUUCCUGCUUUUGACCUCUUUCAAGGAAAUCAUGGCUUUGUAGCUCCUGUUGUAACCAGCGCCACACACUGGAGACCGGUCAACUACACGUUUCCCCCUCCAGUUAUUUCUCACACUUCCCCAACAAAGGUAUGGAGAAAUAAAGAGGGAAUAAGUGCUUAUCAAGUACAAGAAACCCCAGUUUCUCAGGUUGUAAGAAAGAAGACUUCAUCUUAUGUUGGACUAGUUCUUGUUCUUCUCAGAGGGCUUCCAGGAUCAGGAAAAUCGUUCUUGGCAAGGACUUUGCAAGAGGAUAAUCCAAGUGGAGUUAUUCUUAGUACUGAUGAUUAUUUUUACAUAAAUGGUCAGUACCAGUUUGAUGUAAAAUACUUAGGAGAAGCACAUGAAUGGAACCAGAAUCGUGCAAAAGAAGCAUUUGAGAAGAAGGUGUCUCCUAUAAUAAUAGACAAUACAAACUUACAGGCAUGGGAAAUGAAGCCAUAUGUUUCUUUGUCUCAAAAACAUAAAUAUAAAGUCCUUUUCCGGGAACCGGACACAUGGUGGAAGUUCAAACCAAAGGAACUUGCAAGGCGUAAUAUUCAUGGGGUAAGCAAAGAAAAAAUAACAAGAAUGUUGGAACAUUAUCAGCGUUUUGUUUCAGUGCCAAUAAUCAUGAGUUCUUCAGUUCCAGAGAAAACUGAACGUAUUGAGUUGUGUGCCUAUUCUUGUGAGGACAGAAGUACUAGCCCAAGAGACAAUGAAGAUAUUACCUCUGAAAAAGAAGAAAAUGUUUUAUCCUCAUCUUUGAAGCAUCUAGAAUUAACUGAAGAGAAGAACCUUGAAGUGACCAAAGAAACUGUAUUACCUGAGAAUGUUACAUAUCUCUCUAAUGCAGAUUUAAACAAAGGAAGAAAUGAAAUAAGUGUUAUGAAUCCUACCAUUCAGAGUGCUUUCAUUCAGGAAGUUUCAGACAUGUAUUUUUCUGAUUCUGAAAGCAAAGUACAAGCAACAGAAAAAAGUAAAAAAGGAGAACAGGUGGAACUGGCUUCUGAGAGAGAGUAUGGUAAAACUGAUGCAGAUAGUGUUGUAGAGAGAGUGUCACCGAGUAUUUGCUAUGGUGAAAAUAAUCAAGAAGACUAUGAUUUUUCAAAUACUAUACCAUUUCAUAAUGAAAAAUCUUCACCUGGUGAAGCAUUGGAAGAAAGAGCCACAGUAAGGAAAAAAGCCUUUGGAAAACCAAAAAGCAAGUCAACUUUGGAAAAGUUCCCGAGACAUGAGCUAUCAAAUUUUGUUGGUGACUGGCCAGUUGAUAAGACUAUUGGUCAGAGGACAAAAAGGAACCGAAAAACUGAAAAAGCUUCAUCUGUACAAGGUGACAAAAAAUAUAAUCGCCCUCAGUCAUGCAGAGGAUUAGGUAAUACUCUAUCUGCGAGUAUAGAUCAUAACCAGCAACGAGAAUCUCUGCAUGAAAGUACAGAGGAUGACAAGAAGUCACAGUAUGAUGAUGCUUCAGAAUCUUUCAAUAGCUGUCAAUAUGAUAUGUAUAAAAAUACUGAAAAACAAUCCUUCAGCAUUGUGGGUGACUGGCCUUCAUCUGAUUCCUUAGCUCAGAGAGAGCACAGAUCAAGAAUGCCAAAGGAUGGUUUAAAGAAACCUAACCUAGAAUUUGGAACUAAAGGUAGUAUGAAUGAAAUAUCCUUCUACACAGCACAUGAGACUCAUUGUUGGGGCACAAACCCUGAAGAACUAAAAACCCUGGGUAGUUCCACUCUAGGAAAUUCUGAAACACUACCCAGUGAAAUGACCUGUGAGAAUAAGACUUGUCCAAGUAAAAAGAUUCAUAGACAGCACACAUUGUCUCUUACUUUUACCAAUAGUGAUCCAACUAUUCCUGGAGUAGUAGGACCACAAACUUUAGCUGAAUUUCCAGAAGGAAAAUCUAAAAAAGUCCCUGGAAUAGAAGAAGGCAUGUAUACCCAGACUGAACCACAGGAUUUUGCUCUAUUAUGGAAAAUAGAAAAGAAUAAAAUUAGUGUUUCAGAUUCUGUGAGAGUAUUAACAGGACGAUUAGAUGGAUUUAAACCAAAAGCUUUCAAUAUUAACACAAAAUUAGAUGUCCAAGAAACAAUUCCAUAUAGGGUAAUGUAUGACAAAAGCACUUAUGUUGAAGAAAGCGAGCUUACCAGUGCUGAUGAAUCUGAAAAUCUUAACAUUCUUUGUAAACUCUUUGGAUCCUUUUCAUUAGAAGCCCUAAAAGACUUAUAUGAGAGGUGUAACAAAGAUAUUAUUUGGGCCACAAGCCUUUUGUUGGAUUCUGAAACUAAAUUAUGUGAGGAUACUGAAUUUGAGAAUAUCCAAAAAUCAUAUGAUGAAGCACGAAUUGGGCCAUUUUCUCUGGGAUUAAAUUUGAAGGAAAUUAUUAGCCAAAGAGGAACCUUGGAGCAUUCUAAUUCUUCUGUGUCAGAAUUUAGCCAUGGCACUGCUGUUAGUAACACUAAUAUACAGUCCACCUGUGAUUCAGAAGAAGGAAACUCAGAGCAGGCAGAAAUAAGAGCUAUCACUACUGAAAAACCUGGAUUAAUAACAGGUUUAUUUCCUCAUGCCACUCUAGAUCUAAAGAAUACUAAUGAAGUACUUCCUAGUAGUCAGGCACAACUUCCAGGUCUAUAUAACAUUAAGCAGUCUUUCCCAGGUACUCUGAAAGCUACUAUUGCUAAAGAUGUGAAUGAAAUGGAGAAGAACCUAGAAGUCACAGAGAUCGGAGACAAUAUACAUUCUUCUUUGAAUUUGUCUGAUAUUUUAAACUUGAGCACUUCAAAUCUUGAAUUAACUGAAGAAGUUGAUUUUACUGACUCUCUUGAAAUAAAGAAAAAUGAAAAUCUUCCAAAGGAUUAUGUGAAAUUUCCAAACACUGAAGAUUUUAUGAAUGAAGAUGAACAGGAAAUGGAAAAAAUUCUAAUGGCUGAGAGUACUUUGUCAGCUGUAGUUAGUGAGGAAGAUAAAACUGAGAUGUCGAGUCCCAUGCCAGUGAUGGCCAAAUCUCUGACCAUAGACUGUCUGGAAUUGGCAUUACCGCCUGAGCUGGCUUUUCAGCUCAAUGAAUUAUUUGGCCCUGUUGGUAUUGAUUCAGGGUCUCUGACUGUUGAGGAUUGUGUGGUUCAUAUAGAUCUGAAUCUGGCUAAAGUGAUUCAUGAGAAAUGGAAAGAAUCUAUAAUGGAGCGACAAAGACAAGAAGAGGUAUCCUGUGGCAAGUUUAUACGAGAUCCUUCCGUGGUUGGGCAUGUUGGUCUUGAUAACUCUGAACAAAAAUCAUCUCAGAGAACAGGCAAAAAAUUACUGAAGACUUUAGCAGCACCUGAAAUGCUACCCUUUUUGGAUCAUUGGAACACUCAAACUAAAAAAGUAUCACUCAGAGAAAUAAUGUCAGAAGAAAUUGCCUUACAGGAAAAACACGAUUUGAAAAGGGAGGCACUUAUGUUUGAAAAAGAUUGUGCCACUAAACUAAAGGAGAAGCAGCUCUUUAAGAUAUUUCCAGCCCUUAACCAAAAUUUUCUGGUGGACAUUUUCAAGGACCACAACUAUUCAUUAGAACACACAGUUCAGUUUCUAAACUGUGUUCUUGAAGGAGACCCUGUAAAAACAGUUGUAGCACAAGAGUUUGUUCACCCAAAUGAGAAUGUCACUUCUCAUACUACACAGAAAUCUAAGGAGAAAAAGGCAAAGAAAUCAAAAGAGACUGAAGAUAUACCAAGCGAACCAUCUUUCCAGGAUUUUGAGUACCCAGAGUAUAAUGACUACAGGGCAGAGGCUUUCCUGCACCAACAGAAGAGGAUGGAAUGCUACAGCAAAGCAAAAGAAGCUUAUCGGAUGGGGAAAAAACACGUUGCCACAUUUUAUGCCCAACAGGGUAGUCUCCAUGAGCAGAAGAUGAAAGAAGCCAAUCACCUUGCUGCCGUGGAGAUUUUUGAGAAAGUCAAUGCCUCCCUGCUGCCACAGAAUGUUUUAGAUCUCCAUGGGCUGCAUGUGGAUGAAGCUAUAGAACAUUUGAUGACAGUUUUACAGCAGAAAACUGAAGAAUUUAAGCAGAAUGGUGGUAAGUCCUAUCUCUCUGUGAUAACGGGGAGAGGAAACCACAGCCAAGGAGGAGUUGCUCGCAUUAAACCAGCCGUCAUUAAAUACCUCACAAGCCAUAGCUUCAGGUUCUCUGAAAUUAAACCAGGGUGCUUGAAAGUCAUGCUAAAGUAAAAUAAACGUCUUUGACUUAGAAGUGUGAAGAGAUAGAGACUGCAGGACCGAUGGCUGUGCUCUUUUCCAUGAAGUUUGGAGAUCGAGGAUCCUUUUAUUUUAGCUCACCACUCAUCAUACCCAACGUGUGGUCCUCGAUUCCUAAACCAGGGUGGGUAGCGAGAGCUUUAAUAAUCACAUCUGCAUUCUGUUCGAGGAAGGACAAAGAAAAAAGGAGCAAUGGGCAAAUGCCAGUGAUCUUUUGUAGAAGAUUUUUGGAAGUUGCCAUACAAAACUUCCAUUUACAUCUUAAUGGCUGGAACUUAGUCAUGUGGUCACAUCUAGCUGCAAGAGAGGCUGAGAAAUUGUCUUUAUUUCAGUCUACUGUAUGUUCAGCUAAAAUUAGGGCAUUCUGUUGGAGGAAAGAGAAUGUGUAUUAGGGGAAUUCGUAGCAGUUUCUGCCACAUCAUUUUUGAUCGUUGGAUACAAAUAAUGUGAAAAUCAGUUCUUGAUGCAUUCCUUCAACAUAUCUUUGUUGAUGAUUACCCUGUGCUAGGGAUAAUAAAAAGGAAAUCACAGUUCUAUGUAUUUUUAACUUAAAUGUUCAAAAGAUAUCACUAACCAAACAUGGCUGAUUAGGGUGGUGGUUCCUGAAGGUUUGAGGUGGUUGUAGCAAUUUCUUAAAAUAAGACAAAAAGUUUGCUGCAUUGAUUGUCUCUUCCUUUUAUGAUGAAUUCCUUGUAUCAUGUGGUGGUGUUGGAUAGCAUUUUACCCCCAGCUGACCUUUCAGAAUUGGAGUCAGUCCUCUCAAACCCUGCCACUGCUUUAUCAACAAAGUUUUUUUUAUAGUCUAAAUCCUUUGUUGUCAUUUCAGCAAUCUUCAUAGCUUCUUCACCAGGAGUAGAUUCCAUUUCAAGAAACCACUUUCUUUGCUCAUCCAUAAGAAGCAACUUCUCAUCUCUUCAGGUUUUAUGAGAUUAUAGUCCUAUCUGCAGGCUCCACUUCUCAUUCUAGUUCUUUUGCUGUUUGCACUGUACCUACAGUUGUUUUUUCCACUGAGGUCUUGAAUCCCUCUACAUCCAUGUGAGUUGGAAUCAGCUUCUCCCAGACUCCUGUUAAUGCUGAUAUUUUGACCUCUUCCCAUGAAUCAGGAGUGUUCUUAAUGGCAUUGAGAAUGGUGAAUCCUUUCUCCAAUCCUUUCUCUUCGGGUCCAUCAGAGGAAUUACUGUCUAUGGCAGCUAUAGCCUUAUGAAAUACAUUUCUUAAAAUAAUAAGACCUGAAGGUCAGAAUGACUCCUUGAUCCGUGGGCUGCAGAAUGGAUACUGUGUUAGCAGGCAUGAAAACAACAAUCUCGUGCAUCUCCAUCAGAGCUCUUGGGUGACCAGGUGCAUUGUUGAUGAGUAGUCAUAUUUUGAAAGGAAUCUUUUUUUUUUCUGAGCAGUGGGUCUCAACUGUGGCUGUAAAAUAUUCAGUAAACCAUGUUAUAACAGAUGUGCUGUCAUCUGGGCUUUGUUGUCCUAUUGAUAGAGCAUAGGGAGAGUAAACUUCGCGUAAUUGUUAAGGGCCCUAGGUUUUUGGAAUGGUAAAUGAAAGAAAGCCUCAACUUAAAGACACCAGCUGCAUUAGCUGUUGGAAGGCUGUUUCGUCUACAUCAAAACCCUGUUGUUCAGUGUAACCACCUUUGUUCGUGGUCUUAACUGGAUCCUCCGGGUAACUUGCUGCAGCUGCUACAUCAGCACUUGCUGCUUUACUGGCACUUCGAUGUCCUGGAGGCAGCUUCUUUCCCCAAACCUCAUGAACCACCCUCUGCUGCUUUUCUUGCAGCUUCCUCACCUCUCGGCUUUCACAGAAUUGAAGAGAGUUAGGAUCUUGCUCUGGAUUGGGCUUUGGCCUUGAAGGAAUUAUGUGGAUGGUUUGAUCUUCUCUCCAGACCACUCAGACUUUCUCCGUAUCAACAGUAAGGCUGUUUCACUCUCCUAUUCAUGUGUUCACUGAAGUAGCACUUUUCAUUUCCUUUCAAGAACUUUCCCUUUGCAUUUGCAACUUGGCUAACUGGGACAAGAGGUCUCGCUUUUGGCCUGUCUUGGCUUUCGACAGGUCUUCCUCACUAAGCUGAAUCAUUUUUAGUUUUUGAUUUAAAGUGAGUGACAUGUGACUCUUCCUUUCACUUGAACACUUAGAGGCAAUUGUAGGGUUAUUAAUUGGCCUAAUUUCAAUAUUACUGUGUCUCAGAGAAUAGGGAGGCCUAAGGAGAGGGAGACAGAUGGGGGAGAAGCCAACGGGGACAGUCAGAACACAUACAACAUUUACCAGUUAAGUUUGCCAUCUUCUGUGAACAUGGUUUGUGCCCCCCCCCAACAAUUACAGUAGUAACAUAAAGAUACUGAUCACAGAUCACCAUAACAAAUAUAAUAAUGAAAAAGCUUGAAAUAUUGUGAGAAUUACCAAAAUAUGACAGAUAAAAAUGAGCAAAUGCUGUUGGAAAAGUGGCACCACUAGACUUGCUUGAUGGAGGGUUGCCACAAACCUUCAUUUUGUAAAAUUGCACUAUCUGUGAAGGGCAGUAAAGCAAAAGCAAUGACGUGAGGUAGGCCUUGUAGUUGUCCAUCUGAUCGACUACACAAUAUUAUGCUUUUUGGGGUUUUUUGGUUUUUUGGUUUUUUUGGUAGCUUCUACUCUCCCAAAAAGGUAUCUAAUAUAUUGGGGACUCAAAAAACAGUGGAAACAAAACCAAAUUGAACCUAAAUCUGAUCAAGCCUGUAGAUCUAACAACCAAUUUAUAUGAA